Messenger RNA from Gigantopelta aegis, 10770 nucleotides. Its product is annotated as cilia- and flagella-associated protein 47-like. The transcript is spliced from 59 exons. Gene Ontology annotation, molecular function: protein binding. The record is from RefSeq and is a predicted model, not a curated record. The coding region runs from base 212 to 9964 and encodes 3250 amino acids. NCBI's taxonomy places the organism in Eukaryota, Metazoa, Mollusca, Gastropoda, Neomphalida, Peltospiridae.
AAUCAAUUAAAAUAUAAAGCAUUAAAUAUUUGACUUUUAAAUAUUUUGUGACUUUAAUAUAAAAAUAAAAGUACGAAUAUUUGGUGUUAAAAAUGGGACUGGAUAGAGUCCUCGGCAACAGCUCCAAACAAUAUGUCUGCCGCAAUGGAAAAUUGUGCAUUGCAUCUGCCUUUCUUUAAGUGCUAAAAAUUAAACUACACAGGAUAAGACCAUGGAAGGCGAUACAUUGGGUGUGCGAGUACUGCCACCUGUUUUGGAAUUUUUUGAUACAGAACCAAAUAAAGUGUACCAUCUGAAUGUCACUGUUACAAAUGUUGCCAAAGACAGCAAAAAGAUUCGUUAUUAUAAAUCAAAGUGUGAGAAUUUUACUUUGAAAGUGAAAAAUCCAGAAAUUCCAGUAGCACCAGGACUAGGUGUUUCAGCUGUAAUUGAAUUUAGAACCACAGAAGAUCGAGAAAUAAAGGCCAAGAUUCAAGUUACUGUCAAUGAAGAUGUUCUUGAAAUACCACUACAUGCUUACCCAUCACGGGCAGUCCUAAAAUUGGCUGAAAUUGUUGAUUUUGGAAGUGCUGUUGCAAACUGUAAAGUCAUUGCAAAAGAAAUAGUACUGUACAAUGAGGGAUCAAAAUCAGGAGAGUUUGAACUCAAGUAUGUUGGUUCCAAACCAAUCACAAUCAAUCCAAACAGUGGAAGCAUACCACCGAAAAGCCACAAAAGAAUCAAGGUGGAAUAUAUGGCUGAAGAAACAGGAACAUUUGAUGAAGAGGCAGUAGUGAAGCUACAAGAUCAAUUUCCCAAAACAUUACGAAUCAAAGGACAGAUUGUUCACCGGGGUCUUGAGCUUCUGUCAAUUGACAAUGAAAAGCCAGUGCCAUGUAUCAAGUUUGGCAGCACAUACUACGGCACGGACAUGACACAGUGUGCCUUGUUGUUCAAUAAUGGACCGGAACUCAUUAAUUUUGUGGCUGUUCUCGAUGAGGAUGCCAUUGGACAGGAAUUGGGUGUUGAUCUGACGCGGUCCACGGCUGCGACUCUGGCUCAGGGGGUGGAUACUCGCAGUCGGAAGGGAGAAACCAAUGUGUUAACAUCUCUGAUCACGGCAAUACCCAACCAAGGAGUACUGAGACCGUACCAGAAGAUACCUAUUUUCUUCAGAUUCAGUCCCAGGUGGCAUGCAUCUAAAGAAGGAUGGAAAGGACAAGUUAAUUCACCUCCGAGAAAAGACUUUGUCAUUUUUAUGAGACUGGAGAUUGUAGGAUCACACAAAGGGUUUGGUGAAGGAGGUUCUUCCAGCAAUGAUGGAAAUUUUGCAGAAGUUUCACUGACAGGCACAGCGCUACCUGUUAUGUUAUCAAUAGCUCCCACUUACAAAUAUGACUUUGGGGAGGCCUCUGUGGGAGAAAGUGUGGAUGUGCUAUGUACAGUCAACAAUGAAUCCACAAUGCUGCCGGCAACAUUCGUGUUCCGUCACAUUGCACACUUCAAUGUUCACCCUUCGAACGGAUUCAUAAACCCAGGACAGUCUCAAGAUGUGAUAUUUUCAUUUUCUCCAAACCAAGUUGGCACCUUCAAGUCACAGCAGUUGGUGUAUGUGAUAGGCCACGUGGCAGACGAUCACAAUCCCACCCUGUGUCACCCCGAAGUCAUUUCCACGUUGAUCGUCAAAUUUGUGGGAUGUAGCAAGUCCGUCACCAAGAAGCCGUGUCCUAAAUUUAAUCCAGGCAUCACUCCAUUAAUCACCAAUGAAGUGGGAUUGUUCGUGGAGACGACAUUUUCCAAGCUGGAGAAAGAAAAGCCACGGAAUGCAGUUCUCUGUUCCACAAAGUCAAAGCUUCACCAUCUGAAAACUGCAUCGGCUACUGAUGAUUCUGAUGUCCGGGUGGCAUUCCCAAAUGACAGAACACACAGUAUCAGACCAACUGACAGAAAAGAAACAUAUAAGACAAUUUUCACAAAGCGAGAACGCCACCAGUUUGUUGAUCCGGACUAUUCAUACACUGACGAGGAGAUGACAGAUCGACAUGCUCACCGAUUCAAGUACAUCAACCUGUUCAAGGAACUCAGGAACAGGAGAAUCACCAAACAGAAAACAAAGGAGUUUUGGCAGACAAACAACCCAUUGGACAUUGGAAUUACAAAUGCAUCUGGUCUAACACCCAAGGAGCUCAAGCUAGGAGACAUCCAACAGAAUCAAACAGUUCCUGAACCUCCAAAUGUUGAUUGGAAACUUUUGAGCACGAAGCAGCUGAUAAGUGUGGAGAAAGACACCAUGUCAAAGCCUGUGCGUGAUGGGUUGAAUGCUCUACCUACCACUCAGCGAGAGAAAAAGGAUUGUAUCCAAAUUCUUAGUCCUCAACAACUUCACCAACUUGUCAUUGGACCUCCUGUUAUUGACUUUGGUAAAGUGUGUUUGAAGUCGACCAAUCAGAAGCACCUGAACAUUGUGAACAACCUCAACCAAUACAUCCAUGUUGUCUCUGAGAUUGACUCACGAGAAUUAAGACAGAGCAGCCCAUUGUCUCAGGUUGUUCCUCCAAGGUCAAAAGCCACCAUUCCUAUCCUGUUUGAAUCCAACACAAAGGGAAAAUUCCAAAGAUCAGUCAUGUACACAGUGAAUGGUUUCUACAAACAUCAUGUGACCAUCGUGGCAGAUGUCGUUCCCAUCUCUCUGGAGCUGUCUACGGAAAACCUCAUUCUUCACCCAUCAUUGGGCAUGCCUGCUGAAUCUGGUUUCCGAGGAGUCAUCACUCUUUAUAACCGCAUGAACUACCCGGCAGAGUUCACUUGGUCUCCAAACAUUGGGGAGAAAGGAACAGCAUUCUCCAUCAGACCAGCUGCAGGUAUAGUGAAUGCGUUCACUGAUCUGGAUUGUGAAGUGGUUUGGCACCCAUCGUACAUGGCACCCGAGGACGGAUCUUUCACUCUCAUCUGUCAUGGUGGCAACACAUUGCAGUUCAACUGUCGUGCUGUGCUUGGGUCCACAAGUAUUCAGUUCGUGGAAAGGAGAGUGGCAUUUGGCCCAGUACCAGUGAACCUGACUACUGUACGCACUGCACUGUUGACCAACACAGGCCACAACCAUGGGUAUUUCCAGGUGUUGGAUCCAAAUCCAUUCCCAGGUCUGACAGUUAGCCCUGUCCAUGGAAUGGUUCCAGUGGGUGGGUUUGCUGAGCUGCGCAUUUCACUCAGUCCGGAUGCGGUACUUAAGUUUGACACACACAUACAGGUGGCGAUAAAAGGCUUCAGUACCAUUGAGCUGAGGAUCGGAGGAACAGUGGAACCGCCAUGUGUGGAAAUUGAUGUGCCGUCUUUCAAUUUGGGUGGUGUGUACUGUGGUUCUGGAUCAACUGUGCCAUUCCAACUGAUAAACCAGGCUGGAACAAAAGCAAAAGUUGAGUUUGACUUGGUUCGAUAUAAAGAUUUCAGUCUGGCCUUCCCAGGAUUCCAAAGUGCUGAUGAUUUCAACUACCAAAUACUGAACCCAGGAAUGUUCUCUGUCACUUUGGCUCCAAACGAAGCUGCAGAUGGGGAACUGACAUUCAUGCCCACUGAGGUGGCGGCUUAUGACUUUGUUAUGCCAGUGAUCAUCAACCAUAUAGGAGCUCCAUCACCUGCUCCUACCCCGUUUCCCCCCACUCCUGCGCCGUCACAGAAGAACAGUCUCCAGCAUAUCAUCAACCCAAGACCGCAACCCUUCACCGUGGCAACACCGCGCAAACAUGUCAUCGCAACGGCUCUGCGACAGCCACUUCAACUGUCUACCAACCGGAUUGAGUUCUCCCUGCCAACUGGAUUUAAUGACAUUGUCAUGAACACUGGAAUAGGCCAGAAAAAGAGUAUCAUUGUGGUGAAUCACAGCAAUAAGGAACUCACCUGGGGCUUCGACCUGUCCAGACCAUCGAAGGCUCUCAACGAAGGCAUCAUAAAGUUUGUCCAUCCAUCUGGUGUCCCAUUCACGCCACAGUCGGACAGCCCUAGCCGCGGCAUCCAAGGGAAGCUUGAUCCUGGACAGACCCAAGAAAUUGCUGUAGUGUACUGUCCAAUGGAUUCUGGACAGUCGGAGUGUGUGAUACCAAUUGUGGUGAACGGUGACUGGGAUAAACCGUACCAGUACCUGCAGGUGUACUGUCAAGUGAGUUCACCAAAGAUCUGGUUCCUCCCACCGGCUGCGGGCCUGACACCAGCUCCCCUCAAGACAGAGGUCUCAUUCGAAUUCAACAUUCUGUGCACACAAUACAAAGAGCAAAGCAAGCUGAGUUACGAGCUCCCCGAAGUUGAGUGUGAAGAUGGCAGUAAGAUUUCACCGCUCACACUCACGUUCCCUGAUGGAGAAGACAUCAAGCCUUGUUGUGGAGAGGAUGGCCACAUUGACCCAUGCAGUAUUAGCUGUAUUGUGACCUUUUCCAGCCCCAAACCGGUGUCAUUCUCAAAGCCCAUCAUAUUCAAAGACGAGGAAGGAAAAAGUUUUUCAAUGAUGGUCACUGCCACUGCUGACAACUGCUUGCUUACAUGUUAUCCUUUCCUGGCCUUACACAGAGAUGACCACAAGAUUGUCUGUGAACAGGGUUCCUACCCGAAAGGCCACCGGUUGCAGCCUGCGACAGUGAGCAUUAAAGACAACAACAGUGUUGGUGAGGCGGUCUUUGUGCCAUGUGGGUCUCCGACGCGACUCAACAGCCGACCGAGCACCAGCGCCACCAGCUCCAACUUCCAGGUGUCAUCGUCGAGCUAUGAAACAGAUAGCAUUUCAGAUUCGUGCGUCAGCACUCCGAAGGUGCGAGAUGGAGCAAUGAACAAACCGCCGUCUUGCUCGGAUCACAGCAGUCACAGUCCGAUUGAUGCAGCAUCUCGCAUGCUGGGUUCUGUGAUGUUCCCCGACGAGGACACUGAGGAGGGAAUAUUCCACAUGGAGGUGUUGCUAGCAGUCCAGCGAUGGUUCUCCUCCCUCGGCUGGGCUGGCGGACCGUUCCCGAUUACCAUACCAGAGUCGUUGAGAGUGGCCAUCUCUCACAAAAUGAGUGACAGGGAGCCAAGGGAGAAGGGUAUGAACAGUGACUACACCACGAAGAAGGACUGCAAGACUGUAUACGACAUGAUGAACAAUCUGAGUGGGCGACCGGUCCCGGGCAUUCCAUUCAACUCAUCGCUGCCAUCCGACCCCAUUGAACGAGUCAAAGAGAUUUACUGGCGCCACUCAACACUGCUGACCUUCCUCAAAUGCCAAGGUGCGUGUGUGGCAGCUAUACGUCCAGAGCACCUGAUGCCACCACCAGAUUAUAGUCUGUGGAAACAGCUUCAGGCUCAGCUCAAGCAGGAACAGCAACAUCAGCAACAAAGUGAGCAACUGCAACAACAGCAGCAGGCUGAGCAACAGCAACAAGAACAACAGCAGCAGCAACAACAGCAGCAGGUCCAGGGCAGCGAUACAGUCACAGAGAUAGAGUCUGUGUAUGAGGAGGAGCUGGAGGAGGAUAUCUUUGAAGCAGUCUCCAAGCGAGCCUGGACAGACGUCCUCUUGCAGACACUCAAGUGUUUAGUACUGGUCAAAGUAACCCCAAGGACACUGAAACACAUCCCAUCGCCAGACAAGACUGUGACUCUGCCAAACAUUAACCCAGACCCGCUGUCAAGCAAUAUUUAUUCUGUGGGGGAGAGGAUCAUUCUCACCUGGUUAAACCACAACUACGAACACUAUCGGACAUUGGUGUGGGAAAACUGUCCAAAAGGUGGCACGCCAGCAUCCAGAUGGAUUGUCAACUACGAUUUUGAUCUACUUGACGGUCUUGUUAUUGGAGCUGUUCUUGGAGCGCAUUUGCCAUUCCUGAUCCAAACUCACCUGGAACACAUGUACACGCACCCUGCAACAGCUGAACAGUGUCUGCACAAUGCUCUCUGUGUCGUCAAUGCCAUGCGAUUAGUGGGAAUCGACUAUGACAUUCAAGCCAUUGAUAUCACAGAUCCAAACCCUGUAGCACUUCUUCUACUGUGUAUUCACUUGUAUCAGCGACUGCCGCAGUAUCUGCCUAAAGCAAGCAUCGAGUUCACUGGAGCACUGCACAGUACAGUCACCAGACAGGUUAAACUGAGCAACCCGAGUCACAAGGCGCUGAUGUAUCAAGUACUUGUGGCCGGACACGACGCGAGGGACUUCCGCGUGCCAAGGGGUGACCACGUGACCGUGUCUGCCAGGAGCACCUUGUCGCUGUCGGUGGAGUUUGUCAGCCGGUUCCUGCGUCCUGCGGAAGCCAUCCUCGUCCUGGUGGGUCGCAGGCAGGGCUCGGCCGUGGGAACGACUCUCACUUUCAACCUGCGCACGCAGAUUGACAACAUCGUGCCAAAGGAUGUUUUCAAAGUUGAGUCUCCAUGUUACGAACUGGAGCGUAUUAUGAUUGAUGUGACCAACCCGUUUGACGAGGCGGGCAAGUUCCAGGUGGUGUUGGUGGAGGCCAGUGUCGAUCUGCCAGACCCCAACAAGACCUCACUGCUGAGUAAGCCGAAACCCCCCACGAAAAAGAAGGUCUUGUCGAAGAUCAAUCACGGACAAGGUCAUUCGCAGACACCAGACAGUUUACAUCCCGAUGUGAUCAGCAACAAGGACUUGCUCAACGGAAGGAAAAACCAAGAAGAUUCCUCAGUUCUGAGUGCGUUCUUCAGCCCAAUGACUCACGUGUACCUCAAAGCUCACGCCACCGCUGAGGUGGAGGUCCACUUUCUGCCAUUCUCUGUGGGCAGUCGCCAGUGCUCUGUGAUCUUCCUGAAUGAGAAAAUUGGCGAGUUCCUGUACUCAAUCGAAGCCAAGGCAUUGCUGCCUCUGCCGUCCGUUCUGCCGUUUGUGCCCACUGCACACAGUGUGCGGAUCAGUAGUGCCGCUGCUGCUGGUACUGGUAAAGGAAUGUUUGGCGGAGACGAGCGCGUGAUCUAUUGGAAGUGUGAAGCAGGACAGAUGUUGAAGGAGAAACUUCUCAUACCAAUCACAAACAUGGCCAAAGAGAGGGCGUUAAUCAUCGCCGCCCAGCAGCACAUGUCUGAUGUUGAGCUACAGCGUCGCCAUGUGACAGGAACUCUGAUGAGCUGCAGUGUCACAGCCAAAACUAUCAAGAUGUUGUCAUCAAAUCCAGACGCAAUCAUCAAGCAGUUCAAGAAAAAGACACCCGGAGAAUUGACGUACGCUGUAGAAGUGAAUGCAGAAUUCUUCCAGCUGCCAGAAAAGAUACGUCUGCCCAGUGUUCUGGAGUCAAGGUCUCACAGCGCACCUCCUGAUGUGAAGGUACCCAAAGAUGUCAACCUGGAUGAUGGAGUCGUAGAACUGCCAGUGACGUUCAAGGCCAACGAUCCGGGUCACUACCCAUGUGAGCUAGUGCUGAAGUCAUCGGACGAUGUCCGUGUGUACCGCAUUGAGUGCACCGUCAACCCACACGGCAGCACUCUGGAGAUGUCCUUUGUGACCCCCGUCCACCAGUCAGUCACACAGAAGAUACCCAUUAUUAACAUGACAAACCACGAUUGGCAGCUGCAUUCUACUUUGUCGGGCGAGGGCUUCUUUGGCCCACCAUCACUGUUUGUCAAGGCCAGCCAAACAGCCAAGUACCCACUCAGCUUCAAACCUCUCUAUGAAAAAGAAAUACAGGGUAAGCUUGUUCUGUCCAAUAUUGAUGAUGGGACGGACCAUACGUUUUAUCUGAAAGGAAAAGCUGACAAACCACUGGCUCUUGACAACAUCAAACUGGACUGCCAGGCCAAGAAUAGCGUAUCAUACACAGUGAGAGUUCCGAAUACGACAGGUAAGAAGAUGGUGUACCACGUUACCUCGGACCUUCCAUUCGUGACUGGAAAGCAGACAGUAACCGUGCUUGCAGGUGACACUGGAGUCUACGAGAUUGUGGUCACUCCCAAGAAACGCGGUGUGUACAAGGGAAUCUUGACACUGAUGGCAGGCAGAAAAGCAGCGGUUGAGGUUGACAGUGAUGGUGAUGACGUCAGUUCAGAGGAUGAUGAGAGGCGGGAGUACGAUGGCUACAGGAUCUGGUAUUCCCUUGAAGUGAAUGUCACGCCACCACCGCCAGAACGAUACCUCGAAAUCGGCUGUCAUUGCCUGCAAAAGGCUGCGUUAGAUGUUCUGGUGAGGAAUCCGACAAUUGAAGAAAUAACGUUGGAAGCGUCUGUACAAGGACAAGAUCUUUCCGGCCCAGACUCCGUCACAAUUCCCGUGGGGGAGAAAACUGCUUACAGUUUAACCUUUGCACCGACUAAGGUUGGAACUCAGCAUGGCAGUUUGGUGUUCUACAAUGAUUUGGUUGGAGAAUUUUGGUAUGAGUUGAUCCUUGUUGCUCAGCCACCAGCACCAGUCACCCUCGAACACAUGGAUUGUGAGCUCGGAAGAUGGACCAAGCAGAUGAUUGUGUUAGAAAACCCAAUAGAUGAAAUGCUGGAGCUUGUCAUAACCAUUUCUAAUGCCAACAACUUUUUCCUGGAACGUGACAAUGAGCGUCCAAUUGUUCUGGGUCCGCGUUCGAAAAUUGAACUCAGUUUGCACUUCAUGCCUUCAACCCUUGGCAAUAAAGACCACAGUGCUCAAAUCACCUUCACAAGCCGACAGUUUGGUGACUGGGUGUUCUUUGCGUCGGGCACAGGGCUUCUGCCUCAGCCCCAGGAUGCCGUGAGCGUAUUCACUGACGUCGGCUCCAACACCACUCUGAUCAUACCAUUCCGAAACCCAUUCGAUGUGGCCAUCUUGGCCGAUGUGGUGCUCACAGAUAUGGAUUCACAGAUGGAUGCUGACGAAAUGGAUAAUAGGUCACCAUUCAGUUUGCUCCUAAAGCACAGCAUAUCCAUUCGCAUUGGGCCCAAAUCUGUCCUUGAUAUCCCAAUUAGUUUUGCUCCAAGCAAAAUGCACAAGUACGAAAGUGUUGCUGCUGUCGUGGUGCUCCGAGAAGACGGCUUGGACUGGCCAUGUAUUCCACCCAAUGACUGCGAAUAUCCACGACCUGGUGCAGACGCCAAUGGUAUGAAGGAGAUCCGAUGGUUGUUCCCGAUAAAGGGCAUCCCAGAAUCAAAGCCCCUUGGAGCGAACCAGGGGCCGGUCAUUGAGUGCUGUUGUCGCAAGCAGCUCGCCAUGCGACUGGAGGUAUCUCUGGCUGGAGCGGCCGUUAACCCUGCAGGACAGCACAAACCCAUUCACACAAGACCGAUCACUCCCAAAGAUAUGGAUCCAGGUGUUCCAGACGGCAUUGUUAUAGGACAAACAUUAGCAACAACAGAUGAGUUUAGUUUUGAGUUGUCUUAUCCAAAUGAAGAUGUGAAGAAACUUGUACACAACUGCCUGGAGCUGAAUCUGAUUCGACAGCACCGAGACACGCUGAGUGGGCUGGUCAUUCUGGUGUUCGACUUGUCUUUUAAACCUCUCAAACCAUUGAGUUGUAUUGCGGAGCUGCGUGUCACAGGAGCACGUGGAGGUCUGUGGAAAUAUGCCCUACGUCUCAUUGCCUCGGAGGCUCCCGUUGACGACACUGUCAUGAUAGAGGCCACCGGUCUCAACAAAGUGUCUGCCGUUGGCUUCAAACUUAACAGUCAUUUGGGACAUCCGGUCGAGUAUAUGGCUUUCUUCGAGUCUGGUAGUGACCCAGAGUUCAACGUCACCCCUCAGUUGGGGGAACUUUUACCAGCAGAACAAGAGGGAACUCAGUUUGUUGUCGACUUCCGACCAGCUGUAUACGGCAAACUCUAUCAGGCAAAACUUGUCAUACAGACACCAGACAUGCAGUGGAGCUAUGGUAUUAAGGGAGUUCUUCCAGAGUACGCUCCACCGCGCGGAAAAUCAUCACGACCAAUCGCUGGACCACAUCCCGAUCCACGGAUGAGAGGAGAACGCGUCAGCUACAUCAGUGAGAACCUCAAACUAACGACCACCGCAGUGUCUUCACCCAUCAAGGGGGCACCACUCUUGGCUACAAACAAAGUACACUGAGAUAAACGGCUAUGCACCUAAAGACUGUUUUAAAUAUGUGGUGAACUAUUGUGCAAACUGGUGUGAUACACUGUUUAAAAUAUGUAUCUUGUGUUUGUGAUCAAAAAUGUGUGAUACGGAAUUUGUAAAUUGAUGAACCUCGUCUUUUGUGCUUGUGAUUCAAUAUGUUUUGUGUAUUGGGAAAAACUUUAUUGGUGUGUGGAGGAUAAGACUUUUUUUUAUGCACAAUUCUGACAUUGAAAUCUGUUCAAAAUUUACUUUUAUUGAUUACCCGUUUGUCAAAUAUGUGUGUAAAUUUUAAAAUUAUUUAAACUGUUGUUUCCUCAUAAUGACAAGCAACAUGAUGAAAUUAAUUUUUAUUUAAAAGUUGUUCUGUUUUUAACUAAUUAAAUAGUCAUCUCAGGAUGCUCUCAAAAUUAUUUUCAUAUAUUCCUAAUAUCAAUUUAUAAAUACGGUGAAACACUUCUAUACCGGGCACCCUCGGAACCAAGUAGACCUGGGGCCUGGGGCGUAGCCAGAGAGGAAAAAAAUGCUGAGCAAACCCAGACCUGUAAAAUAAGUAUCAGUGUCAUGGGAAAAAUAUAAUAAAUUGGGGAAUUUCCAGACGAGGCAAGUGCCUCAUCUGCCUCAUGCUGGCCACGCCAUUGUAAAAAGGGACAAUGAAAGACGUUUCACUGUACUUAAAUUGUUAUGUUUGCUUCAUUAUGCAGAAACUGUGAAAGAGACCGUUUUAAAUCACAGAUUGUUAUGAUUAUUUUUAAUUCUUUAUAACUUUACUAUCUUCGUUUACCUCAGGCAGGUUGCUA